AUGCCAGAUAAAGAGAUACUAAGCAGUGAUGUAGAAUUAGUUAACAGUAGUACUAUUUCACUUUCAAGUAAAAGUCAACAUCUGUUUUGGAGAAAAACUUCUUCAGCAGAUGAAGUUCAUGACAGUCAAAUCUUACCAUCAACAAUCGUGGAAACAUUAGUUGAUGCUCUUACACAAAAACUAGGUCUUGUCUCCAGUUAUGUGCAACUUUCUCACUGUGUGUCACAUAUGAAGCUUGUGGAUAAAUAUCGUACGUUAUCUUCCUAUGGUCUCGAAGCCGGUCAAAUCAUUGACGUGGCCAUCGAUCCAACAGCCACGCGCAUCAUUUGCAUAGUUUUGUCGUCUGGAAAAAUUUUGGAGUUUGAUGUAGUCAUAGAAAGUCGUAUGCGUGAAUUAAAAAAGAUGAUUCAAGAUUAUACAGGUAUUGACAUUUCUUACCAAGUCAUUCUCAAAGAUGACCGAGCACUAGUCGAUGAUGAGAUCAUAUCUGAUUGUCUUGGCGAUUCCAACGGUCCAUUAAAUGUCAACUUUGUUCUAAAUGGUUCAUUAAUUCUUGAUCCAUCAAUAUUCGCAUCGAAUUUUAACUAUAACCAUACCAUUCCUUAUGAUGAGCUUCAUGGUGGCAAGCAAAUUGUCUUCAAUGUUCAAAGCAGAUAUGAAACGAAAGAUUGUUGGCUUGGCAUAAUAGGUACCGCUGCUGGUGUACUGUUUGAAAAUUGA
Molecule: messenger RNA, 720 nt
Organism: Rotaria sp. Silwood2
Lineage: Eukaryota; Metazoa; Rotifera; Eurotatoria; Philodinida; Philodinidae
Source: the annotation of a GenBank genome assembly